GAAGAUUAAUUAAUUUAAUUUAAUUGCUAAUCAAUCCUCAUAAUCCAAUCACUUUUUCCAAUUAAUAAAUACGAGAGAGAACUCAUCUUCCCCAAAUCAGAGAAAAACACACACACAAACACACACACAGAAAUGAAGGAGACGAAUUCGAAGAAUCAGCAGCCGAAAUGGAAGCCGAUGACGGCGGGGUACUGCUGCUCGUCGGACGAUCGCGCCGUAUUCGGAAACUUCAGCCGGUGCCGGCCGUCGAAGUCGGAUUUCACGAAGAACAUCGGCGGCGGCGGCGGCGGGGGGACGGCGCCGCUGCCGUCGUUCAGGAAGCUGUCGUUCUCGGAUGUGAGCUUGAGCGUGGGAUCUUCGUCGGCGAGGAUAAAUGAGGAUUUGGCGCAGACGUUCGGCGGUGAUUUGUACGAUUUUCAGGUGAGCGAGAUGAGGGCGGCGACGCAGAAUUUCUCGAGCAAUUUCUUAUUGGGGGAAGGAGGGUUUGGUAGGGUCCACAAAGGCUACGUGGAUCAGAGUUUGAGGCCCGGUUUGAAAGCCCAGCCCGUUGCUGUUAAGCUACUUGAUAUUGAAGGGUUGCAGGGCCACCGUGAAUGGCUUGCGGAAGUGAUAGUAUUGGGGCAGCUGAGGCACCCAAAUCUGGUGAAGUUAAUUGGGUACUGCUGUGAAGAUGAAGAGCGUCUCCUUGUAUAUGAGUUCAUGCCACGUGGCAGUUUGGAGAAUCAUUUGUUCAAAAGGUUGUCAAUUUCAUUGCCAUGGGCAACAAGAUUGAAGAUAGCAAUAGGAGCAGCAAAGGGUCUAGCUUUCUUGCAUGAUGCCACCAAACCUGUCAUUUAUCGUGAUUUCAAGACCUCCAAUAUCUUAUUAGAUUCGGAUUUCAAUGCUAAAUUAUCGGAUUUCGGACUCGCGAAAAUGGGACCCGAAGGGUCAAAUACCCAUGUCACUACUCGGGUCAUGGGUACCUACGGCUACGCUGCUCCCGAAUACGUCAGCACCGGUCACCUAACUACAAAAAGUGACAUAUAUAGCUUCGGAGUAGUUCUACUAGAACUCCUAACCGGAAGGAGAGCAGUCGAGAAGUCCCGUCCCAAAAACGAGCAAAAUCUAGUGGAUUGGACCUACCCGUAUUUGACCCGAACCCGUCGAUUGCGGUGCAUAAUGGAUCCAAGACUUGGGGGGCAAUACUCCGUGAAGGGGGCCAAAGAAAUGGGCCUUUUGGCCCAAAAAUGUGUGAGUUUGAACCCGAAAGACAGGCCCAAAAUACCAGCUAUUAUCGAAACUCUCGAAAGCCUGCAGAAUUUGAGGGAUAUGGCAAUUACCCAUGGGCAGUGGCCCGAUUCGGCUAAUUCGGGCCGUAAUUUGGGGUAUUAUGGUAAAGGGAGGAGGCAAAGUGGAUUUGGGUGUAAAAGUGCUGCUGUUGCUGCUAGCCCAAGAAGCAAAUAAAAAAAAUUAAAUAAUAUAUUGUGGUAAUUAAGAAAGAAAAGAGAGUUUAUUAUGUAAGCAUAUAAUAUAGUGCAUGUAUAAAAUUGUUCUAAGUCUAAUUAUGUGAAUGUGUAUGUGAAUUAUAAUAUAAUAUAUAAAAAAAAAAGUUGUUCACUUGAAAAGUAGCAA
This is a messenger RNA of Erythranthe guttata (spotted monkey flower), 1611 nucleotides long. Its product is annotated as Protein kinase superfamily protein. The record is from RefSeq and is a predicted model, not a curated record. Gene Ontology annotation, molecular function: protein kinase activity; ATP binding. NCBI's taxonomy places the organism in Eukaryota, Viridiplantae, Streptophyta, Magnoliopsida, Lamiales, Phrymaceae. Gene Ontology annotation, biological process: protein phosphorylation.